AAGAUGGCAGCUAACUCUGCGAAGCCAGUCUGCAGCCGAUCCCGACACAAAAGUGGACAAGCUUACUACACACCGACAUCCUAAUGGUGACAACAUGAAGAUGAAAUCUGCCAAGUCUUUGCUCAACAAAGCAAAGAGAGGAGCGAAUCAACGCGAUGUGGUCAAAGUUAAAACUGAGUAUGACUCAGAGCUGGAGGGUGGAGAGGAGGAAGGCUCAUGUGAGGUGCACACCAACGGAGGUGGUCUCAACAUCCAGAUCAAGGAGGAACCUCACGCACAGGAGAUUAGUGAGGAGCACAAUGGAGGCUCAUUAAGCUGUUUAGACACUAAGCCGGACACUUUGGCGUGCAGGUCAGAUGUUCACCAUCAACAGGGACUCAUUAAGGACGAGUGUGACUCUGACCAUCAGUCAGAGUAUGAUUUCACUGAAGCUGCUGUCAAGGAGGAGUCAGAGUCGUGGAUUAAAGAGGAGGGAGACAGUAAAGAGGAGGAGGAGGAGACAGACAACAUCCAGGAGGAUUAUGGAGAAGGAGAGGAGCUCUGCACAGAGUCGUCAUCUGACUUCUAUCCAUGUCCUCACUGCACUGUCUCCUUCACUGACUUGGACUUCUUGGAGAAGCAUGUCAAGUGGGUCCAUCAGAAACAGUAUCUUGCCAAGCUGAAAAGUUGCCUCUCAAGCCGCACACUAAACCUCAUCCCUAAACACACCUGCACUGUCUGCAGCAGCACCUUUAACUCUAAAGUACACCUUAGGGUCCAUGUUCGUGAAGUCCACCCUUCUGCGCCUCCCCGCAGACUUCACCCCUGUCCAACAUGUGCACGCAGCUUCCAGUACCUGAAGAAUCUGAAGAAUCACUGUCAGCGCUGGCACAACAUGUCAGUGUCUACCAGAGGAGGGCAUCUCAGCUGUGCCGACUGUGGGAAGAGUUUCAAAGCUACCUGGGGGCAAGGGCCUCAUCUGUGUCAUGAACCGCACAGCACGGAAUCUGAGGAUAAGCCCAUCUGUCUGGACACUGGUGUGCAGUGUCAAGAGUGUGGCAAGAAGAUGGGCACACCUCAAAGCCUGGAGGAUCACAUGCGCACCCACACAGGUGACCGGCCGUUUGUCUGCAAGGACUGUGGCAGGAGGUUUGUGGAGCGCAGCGGUUGGCGGCAGCACAUGAAAAUACACACGGGGGAGAAGCCAUACAAAUGUCAGAUUUGUGGCAAGGCCUUUUUAAGAUCGCACCACCUCAAGUGCCACUUAACCACACACUCCGGCAAGAAGGAAUAUUCUUGCUCUGAGUGUGGAAAGGAGUUUGGGUUCAAGUCAAGUCUGGAUCUCCACGUGAGGACGCACUCCAGUGAGAAACCCUACCACUGCAAUGUGUGCGGGAAGAGCUUUAACACCUCAAGAAACCUGAGGGUUCACUCCAAAGUCCACAACACUGACAAAGCUCACCAGUGUGGGGACUGUGGGCUGAAGAUCGGAGAUCUCGGGGCUUUAAAAAUACACUUGCGGACACACACCGGAGAAAGGCCUUACCACUGCACAGUCUGCGGCAACAGGUUCAUUCGUCUUGCACAUCUGCGAAACCACCAACGCACCCACACUGGUGAGAGACCCUACAAAUGCACUGAAUGUGACAAGAGCUUCACUCAGUCUGGCGACCUGGUGAAGCAUAAGAGGAUACACUCUGGGGAAAAGCCCUUUGAAUGUCCAGACUGCCACAAUCGUUACACCUCCUCUGGUGAUCUGGGCAAGCACAGGAGGAGUCACACUAACCUGCGUCCCUACACAUGUCAAGAAUGUGGGAAAAGCUUUCGCUUGUCAGGCCAUUUAAAAACUCACAUGUUAACUCACACGGGUGAGAAGCCAUAUUCCUGCCCCAACUGCCUUCGCAGGUUUGCUCGCUCUCACCAUCUUUCUGGGCACGUGGCUAAAUGUCGCUGAGCUUUUCAUGAGAGGACUGUAAAUAAGCUAGGCUGACGUGAAGCGGUAACUAUAGAAGCUGCAUCCAGGCUUCUACUAGUUUUUUCAUGAAUGUGUUUAAGUCAAAACUCAUAUCUAUAUAUAUAUAUAUAUAUAUAUAUGACUAUUUAUAUGAACUUUCUGUAACACUCUUGACUCAGAUGACUGUUUUAACUUAUGAAAAGUGAAUUGAACACAUGACGAGUUUGUUAUUGCAUGAAACUCUUUUUUAAGCACUAUCCCGGGCCUUGUAUGAUUUUUGUGCAGGGUAGGUCUAAACUGGUGGCAGAACACUAUUAUAAUGGACACUUGAGGGUAUGUUGUGAGGCACAGUUGAGCAAACUUACAGAUAAUGAAUUUUUUCCCCCCUCCACAGGUCAGUGCUGUAUUAUUUGUAAAAAUGUAAUAAAUUAUACGCUGAGUG
Epinephelus fuscoguttatus (brown-marbled grouper) is the source of this 2375-nucleotide messenger RNA. RefSeq names its product zinc finger protein 572. The record is from RefSeq and is a predicted model, not a curated record. NCBI's taxonomy places the organism in Eukaryota, Metazoa, Chordata, Actinopteri, Perciformes, Serranidae. The transcript is spliced from 3 exons. Gene Ontology annotation, cellular component: nucleus. Gene Ontology annotation, molecular function: RNA polymerase II cis-regulatory region sequence-specific DNA binding; DNA-binding transcription activator activity, RNA polymerase II-specific. Gene Ontology annotation, biological process: regulation of transcription by RNA polymerase II. Bases 95 to 1933 code for a protein of 612 amino acids.